Molecule: messenger RNA, 1530 nt
Organism: Varanus komodoensis (Komodo dragon)
Lineage: Eukaryota; Metazoa; Chordata; Lepidosauria; Squamata; Varanidae
Product: thymus-specific serine protease-like
Exons: 12
Coding region: 1-1530 (509 amino acids)
Biological process (GO): proteolysis
Cellular component (GO): endosome; lysosome
Molecular function (GO): serine-type exopeptidase activity; dipeptidyl-peptidase activity
Source: RefSeq, a predicted model, not a curated record
AUGGGCGCCCUCCAGCUCCCCGGGGUGGUCCUGGUCCUCGCGCUGCUCUUUCCGGUCGAUGCAGGCAAAAAUUUCUGGCUCUUCCGGCAGCACAUCCUGCAGCAGCGAGAGAAACAGGCCGCUGAAGAUGCUUCCGGUCGCCUGCAGCUCCUGGGACAGGGGCUGGAUGCAGGGGUGUGGAGCCAUCUCGACAACGGCAUCCUCCAGCAACCGCUGGACCACUUCAGCUGGCAGGACCGCCGCACCUUCAACCAGCGGUUCCGGGCAAACAGGCUUUUCUGGCACCCUCAUGGGCCCAUCUUCCUCUACAUUGAAGGCGAAGGCACCUUGUCGGACUAUUCCGUGCUCUCAGGGCACCACGUGGAGAUGGCCAGGAAGUAUGGCGCCCUGGUGGUGGCCCUGGAGCACCGUUUCUAUGGCGCCAGCCUCAACCCCGACGGGCUGGAGGACCACAACCUCCGGUUCCUGACCAGCCAGCAAGCCCUGGCCGACCUCCUGUCCUUCCACCGCUUCAUCACCCAGAAGUACGGCCUGAUGCCCAGCCACACCUGGAUCUGCUUCGGGGGCUCAUACGCCGGCAGCCUGGCCGCCUGGCUCAGGCUCAAGUAUCCCCACCUGAUUUUCGCUGCUGUGGCUUCUUCCGCCCCCGUCCGAGCCCAGCUGGAUUUCACGGGCUACGUCAAGGUUGUUGCUGCAGGUCUCUCCAAUCCCAUGAUCGGGGGCUCCCAAGAGUGCCUGGGUGCCGUGGCCGAGGCCUUCUCCGCCGUGGACAGCCUGGUGCGUGCCGGGCAGCUGGCCCGGCUCGCACGGGACUUCCGCUCCUGCCGGGCCUUGCAGGGGCCGGACGACUCCAUGGAGCUGCUGGGCAACCUGGCCGACAUCUUCAUGGGCCCCGUGCAGUACAACGCCGAAAGCCCACUGUGGACCGUGGCGCACGCGUGUGGCCCGAUGACCGACCGCAGCAAAGGCCCCGCCUACCAGAGGCUUGUGGCGGCCAAUGACAUGUACUUAGCCUUGCUGGAUGCGCAGUGCACACAGAAUUCGUACGCAGCAGAGGUGGAGGAGCUGCGCAGGACCCGGGUCGCUGGAUCGCGCAUGGAGAGGCAGUGGCUCUUCCAGACGUGCACGGAGUUUGGCUACUACCUGACCUGCGAAGAUCCCGCCUGCCCCUUCUCCCGCCUUCCCAACCUGACUGCUUCCCUGUGGACAUGCCUGCGGGUCUUCAACGUUUCCCCUCGCAGCGUCCAGGAAGCGGUGGCCUUCACCAACGACUACUAUGGGGCCGAGCACCCAAGAGCGUCCCGUGUCCUGUUUGUUAAUGGUGACGUCGACCCUUGGCACGUGCUCAGCGUCCUCCAGAAUCAGACCCGCUCCGAGCGGGCCAUUCUAAUCAGCGGCACGGCCCACUGUGCCGACAUGCUGGCAUCCAUGCCCUCCGACCCGCUGCCCCUCGUCCGGGCCAGAGAGCAAAUCGUGGCCCAGGUUGGCGAGUGGCUGGAAUUAGCCAGGAAGAGGCAGCAAGAGACCUGA